Molecule: messenger RNA, 1983 nt
Organism: Alternaria viburni
Lineage: Eukaryota; Fungi; Ascomycota; Dothideomycetes; Pleosporales; Pleosporaceae
Exons: 1
Coding region: 1-1983 (660 amino acids)
Source: RefSeq, a predicted model, not a curated record
AUGGGCGAUGGGACAGCCCUGGAUACAAGUACGAAGCACGAUGCAGAUGUUGUACACGAAGUGACAUCAGAGGCCAAGUCACGGCAUGAAGCUGCAAUUCAUUCACUUAGCGCUGCGAUCGACGACGACAAAAGCUUCCCGACCGCGAUGCCAUGGAUGCAUUACGUUAAACUCUUACCUACACCCUCUGAUAAGAGAGCAGCGGCUCUUGCAUUGUUGGAGAUUUUGCGGCCUCAUAUCAUACUGACGAGAUCAUUGUAUAAGCGCACAGUGCCAGGACAAAAGGCACCACGGGAUCGCCUAAGACGCCGACUCCGGCUCUUGGGUAAGCACAAAGAUCAUAUCGUUGAAUAUGAGAAGCAGAUCAAAGCAAGUGACGAGACUCCCGGCACGGAUGCCGAGGAGGAGAAGGCGGAGCCCCGAAAAUCUUUCACCAACUUCGUUGAGAGGUCGCUUGCCAAUGAUGAGUACAUGGCAAAAGGUUGGUUCAGGCGCGUUGCCCCAAGGCUACCGCCGGAUGAGCAAACGAGGCUCUUUCGUGAAACGACCGCGAUACUGUUGGCGAAGGCACGAGAAUACGAAACUAGGGGCUCAGCAAAGAGCCUUCAGAAACGCACGAUUACUGCACUCCUGCACGACAUCGACCAAUCGUACCGACAGCUUCGAAUACUCGGGCAUGCAUCCAUCGAUACUGCGACGUUGAGGCGGCCCUUUAAUCCGUUCACAAGAGCCUCUCACUCUACUCUACGACAGGAGAUUCAAGAGAUGGAGCGUUGGCGCGCAGCUCAGAGUUCAUUCUAUAAUGAAACACUGGAGGACCUGAAGCCAACCACAAAGCUUGAUGGGAUGUCAAAACAUAUCCUUGAAAAGCAAAACAAGGUUACUAGCCUUAAGCUGCUCUUUUCCGGCGACUAUCUUGAGAGACUCCGUGCAGAAAACACGUCUGUGUUGUCAAUCGAGCCAGAGACAGACACGAUAGGUCAGCAGUUGGGCUCUAGUCCGGAGUUCACUCGGGCCCGUGGAGCUUCGAAACCCGUCAUGGUCAUGGUGCCGUACCAAGUCCAACACCACAUUCUGGGUGAUGUUCAUGAACGGUUCAAACGAGCCAUAUUCGUAUUUGGCCGACGUUAUUUUCCCGAUGUAAUGCAAGAGAAGAACUUGAAUGACCCCGAAGGUUUAUCUAUCUGGGACUUUGAAAAGCUCCUGAGCGAGGACGAACAUUGGCGCCACCUCUAUAAGAUCAUCCAGAGAAGGCUUGAAUCUCUUCGCUUCAUCCGCAAUGCGUAUGCACACGAGUUCACGGAGGUGAAUCUGGACCGUCUUGAGGAGUUGCUUGCUGAUGCUCAGAGCAUUGCUUGGCUUGUCGAAGAUAGCUCCCUCGUCAUUCUGACGCAAAAGUACAGAGAUCUGCUAACAGUAUAUGGCAAGAGGUAUUUAGAUGAGUGCGCUGGCCCGAGGCAGUUGGCCGCCCAGAGAUAUUCGGCCGCAAACAAGCAGCUCAAGAUUGCGAAAACUCGAUUGUAUCACUCCUGUACAUCAACCCACACGAAGCGGUAUCGGGCAGAGAAAUCACGUAUCGAGCGCAUACACCAGGAGUCAAAGGCCGCCGCCAGAGCAGAGUACGUUCAGUUUGAGCUGAACUUGGCUAGCGAGCUAAAGGCCUUUGCGCUCGGUUCGUCCAUUCGAUAUCGCUUGGGGUUAGGUGACUCGUCCUGGGCUGCUAGUCUGGUGAAAACACUCUAUGAAGAAUACGCAACCACGCACGAUAGCCCGACAACUGAAUCGACUGCCGAUGUCACCAAACACGCAGAGAACAUGCACACGCCCACCACUGUUUCGGGUACUUCGACUCCUAGUCCCCGAUCCUCGACCGCCAACGAUGAUAGCCCGGCUAGAUCAGCAAAGAUGAACGCACAGUGGCCACACAAGAAGCCUGUAAGGACUCUGGGUCACCGCCAUAGAUGGCUUGGUAUCACACGGUGA